CCACCUUGUCCUUUUUAAUUUCAAUUUUUGCAUUAAACUGUAUUACAUUCAUUUAAAACAUAAACAUACACCUUAUACAAUGCCCGAACAAGCUACGUUUGUCACCUUAGAUAACCUGGUUAAUGGCUGGCGGCAGCGCUUUCUAUUUUACAUUGACACAUCAAUCUGGGGCCGAAUCUGGGACGUGGCCGACUUUGCUAUAAACAUUUCCAUUUGCAUUGUUUACAUUAUCAACACAACGUAUGUGGACAGUAACAAAGGUCCGGCAAAAAUCCCAGAUACCAACAGGAAUAUUGAGUUUAUGCUCGCGCUGGUUUUUCUGGUUCAGUACUUUGUUAGAUUUGUGAUUAUCAAUACAAACCAUCGAACAAUGGAGCACAUAGUGGUGUUCUUUGCGUUCGUCAGUCAAUAGCGGCAUUUAUAGCAAGCGCACACAAUGGUCUGUGCGCAAAGCUACAUGAGCGCAGGGUUCAUGGCUAUUUUUUACCCGGUGCGGUUCCUCAGGCUUCAGUACGCCCUCAAAAGGCAGCUGCUAUUGCGGCCACUUCGACAAAAUAUUUUAAGCUAAC
Messenger RNA from Kickxella alabastrina, 569 nucleotides. RefSeq lists its product as uncharacterized. The record is from RefSeq and is a predicted model, not a curated record. The coding region runs from base 80 to 412 and encodes 110 amino acids. Lineage: Eukaryota; Fungi; Kickxellomycota; Kickxellomycetes; Kickxellales; Kickxellaceae. The transcript has 3 exons.